CAGUUCACAGUAAGAGGCGCGGGCGUCGAACGCUGACUUGCCGGCCUCCAAAUUCCAACCGACGUUCACCUUUGAACCUUAAAACAAAAUUCAACCUUAAUUCUACGCACAGGAAGUCUAAUUUCGUACAAUCCUCAGUUCUAUGGUGUAGUGACCUCUCUAAUAAAACUCAGUGAUUUCAGUGUUGUGAAAAUGAAUGAAGAUAAUACUGUAUCGGACGAUUUGAAAAGGCAAGCUGCUAUGUUCUAUAACAGCACACAAAGGGAGCAGUCCAAAGACCACCAGAUGACAUGGUGUUUUUGGCGGCGGAGGCGGCUGGUGGUGGCGCUGCUGGCGUUUUUCGGCUUCUUCAACGUGUACGCGCUUCGAGUCAACCUGUCAGUCGCUGUGGUCGCCAUGACAGAGCCCGUGGAAACCAAACUUGAUAAUGGAACUGUUGUAUUUAUUCCAGAAUUCGACUGGAGUUCACAAACGAAGGGCCUAGUGCUGAGUUCGUUCUUCUACGGCUACCUGAUUACACAGUUGCCUGGCGGCUGGCUCGCGGCUAAAAUAGGAGGUAACAGAGUGUUUGCGAUAGGCAUCGGUGCAACAUCUCUCCUGACAUUAUUCACACCGCCGCUAGCUCACACCAGCACCGGCCUGCUGAUUGCAGUCAGAGUCAUCGAGGGGUUCUUUGAGGGUGUAACAUAUCCCUGUAUCCACGCGGUAUGGUCCCGCUGGGCGCCAGGUCCAGAGCGCGCCCGACUGGCCACGUUCGCGUUCAGCGGCAGCUACGCCGGGACUGUCGUGUCCAUGCCCAUUUGUUCCUUGCUGGCCCAUUACACCGGCUGGCCUGGUAUCUUCUAUGUAUUUGGUCUAUCUGGUUUGAUCUGGACUACGAUAUGGUGGCUGGUCGUGAAGGAAUCUCCCGAGAAGGAUCCCCAUAUAUCUCCCGCUGAACUCAAGUAUAUUCAGGAUUCUCGAGGAACUCAAGCUGUGGAAGGAUCGAAGAUUCGUCAUCCAUGGGGAGCCAUGCUAAAGUCUGCGCCGGUGUGGGCUAUCGUCAUGGCGCAUUUUAGUGAAAACUGGGGAUUCUACACAUUGCUUACAUUCCUUCCUACGUUUAUGCAAGAUGUAUUCAAAUUCAAGACAUCACAAACGGGCUGGUUAUCCGCCGUGCCUUACUUGGCGAUGGCGAUAGUACUACAAGUAGCGGGACACAUCGCCGACUGGCUGUUGCGGAGAGGAAUCAUGUCCAGGACUAAUAUUAGAAAGCUGUUUAACUGCGGGGCUUUUCUAUCACAGACAGUAUUCAUGAUUGCUGCAGCGUAUUCUACGACAGUGACAGGGUGCAUCGUCUUUCUUACUAUAGCUGUCGGCCUCGGAGGGUUCGCCUGGUCAGGAUUCAGUGUAAACCACCUGGACAUAGCGCCCCCUCACGCGAGUGUCCUGAUGGGCCUGUCCAACACCAUCGCGACACUGCCCGGCAUCAUCAGCCCGCCGCUGGCCGGCGCCAUCGUCACUGAUAUGUCUGCAGAACAAUGGCGCAUAGUCUUCUUUAUAUCCAGCGCCAUCUAUCUCAUAGGAGCGAUAAUAUACGGCAUUUUCUGUUCCGCGGAGAUACAGCCCUGGGUCGUUGAAAUAGAUACUGACGCAAGCUUCGACACAGAUGGCGCUUCAGUCACUACUUCUCGUGGCUACGACAAUAAAGCUCUAGAUCAAAAUUCUGAAAUGUAAAAAUAAUGUUAUUUAUAUAUUUUGUUGUAGUGUGAUUUUAUUUUAAUGUGAUUAGGUAAUUUGCUUUUGUGAGAUUAUUGAUAUUUUAUUACGGUUUUGAUUCAAAUCGUUUUAUGAAAACCUUUUUUAAUGUGCU
Molecule: messenger RNA, 1852 nt
Organism: Spodoptera exigua (beet armyworm)
Lineage: Eukaryota; Metazoa; Arthropoda; Insecta; Lepidoptera; Noctuidae
Source: the annotation of a GenBank genome assembly